This is a messenger RNA of Candidula unifasciata, 1845 nucleotides long. The record is from the annotation of a GenBank genome assembly. Lineage: Eukaryota; Metazoa; Mollusca; Gastropoda; Stylommatophora; Geomitridae.
AUGUCCGCCGUCGACGCGCGGCAGGACGACUCCGUGUCCGAAGAGUCGGCGAUGUCCACAUCGCUGAAAUCGGAAUUCAGUUCUCAGGCUUGCAACAUCCUGGCUGAGUUGCGUGAGAAGGGAGAGCUUUGUGAUGCCAUAAUCAGGGUCGGAGACGUGGCUUUCCCUAUCCACAGAAACAUACUCUCUGCCUGCAGCAGCUUCUUCAGGGCUUUGUUCACCAGUCAAGUGGGCGAGGCCCCUACCAGCCAGUAUGAGAUAACACUGACCCAGGUCAGCAGUGAUGUGAUGUCGGUUGUCAUUGACUACGCCUACACUCGCCACGCCAAAGUCAAUGCCAACAACGUGGAACAGCUACUUCCGGCUGCCGACCAGUUCCAUGUUCUUGGUCUUGUCAAGGCUUGUUGUGAUUUCCUGGCAUCACAACUCUGUGCGGAAAACUGUAUUGGGAUUCGCAAGUUUGCUCAGUCGUACUUCUGCACCGGCUUAGAACAGCAGGCAUUAAACUACAUUCUGGUGAAUUUCUACUCCGUCUAUACAACAAGCAACGAGUUUUUACAGCUGGAUAUAGAAGAGGUUACAGACAUCCUGCAAUCCGACAACCUGAACGUGAGAACAGAGGAGCUUGUCUUUGACGCCCUUUGCCGGUGGAUUGACUACAGCCCAGAGAGAAGAAGGCGCCACAUUGCUCGUCUGUUGCGCACUAUCAGAUUGGGAUUACUGACUACAAGCUUCUUUGUCGAAAAAGUCAAGUCACAUGAUUACGUCAAGGAUAGUGAGCAGUGCCGACCAAUCAUCAUUGAGACCCUGAGGUUUCUGUAUGAGCUGGACAUGGACGAUAGAAGGGAAGUGGACAUGAGUAAUCCGAUAGCCCGUCCCAGAAUACCAUAUGAGGUCAUGUUUGUGAUGGGUGGCUGGAGCGGAGGCGCACCAACCAACAUGGUGGAAACCUACGACACCAGGGCUGAUCGCUGGAUUGUGUGUCCUGUGGCUGAUGCGGGACCCCGUGCUUAUCACGGAAUGAUCACUAUUGGGCACAUCAUCUACGUCAUCGGUGGAUUUGAUGGUGUCGAGUAUUUCAACAGUUGUAGAACUUUUGAACCUGUAUCCAAAAUUUGGUCAGAAGCACCGCCCAUGAAUUGUAAAAGGUGUUACGUGAGUGUUGCCCUUCUGGAUGGCCAGAUCUACGCUAUGGGUGGCUUUGACGGGCACGUCAGGCAGAACUCUGUAGAACGGUUCAACAGAGAGACCAAUCAAUGGAGCCUGAUCCGACCUAUGCAUCAUCAACGCAGUGACGCAUCCGCUACCACUUUAGGCGGAAAGGUGUACAUAUGUGGUGGAUUCAACGGCCAAGAAUGCAUGAACUCGGCUGAGUACUACACUCCCGAGACGGGUCAGUGGACGCUCAUCACAAACAUGAAUAGCAGGCGGAGUGGAGUGGGAGUCAUUGCCUACAAUGAAUGCAUCUACGCUUUGGGUGGCUUCAACGGCGUCACUCGUAUGAACACUGGAGAGCGUUACUGUCCCCGCACACGCCAGUGGGUAAACAUACCUGAAAUGUACAGCCCUCGCAGUAAUUUCGCCACUGAGAUCAUUGACGACAUGUUGUUCGCCAUUGGUGGCUUCAAUGGAGUGACCACCAUCUUCAAUGUAGAGUGCUAUGACUCCAACGCCGAUGAAUGGUAUGAUGCCACCGACAUGAACCUGUACCGCAGUGCCCUGAGCGCAUGUGUUGUCAAAGGAUUGCCUAACGUGCGUGACUACAUCUACCAGAACCGAGUAUUCCGGGAUACCGACAACUCAACAACAGUGGAUCCUCCGAUAGAACCGACAAUCAGCUCCUGA